Messenger RNA from Haliotis rubra (blacklip abalone), 618 nucleotides. RefSeq lists its product as uncharacterized. The record is from RefSeq and is a predicted model, not a curated record. NCBI's taxonomy places the organism in Eukaryota, Metazoa, Mollusca, Gastropoda, Lepetellida, Haliotidae. Bases 27 to 515 code for a protein of 162 amino acids. The transcript is spliced from 5 exons.
GCAGGUUGCAGAAACGCCCGGUCACGAUGGGGAACGUUUAUUUGAUUGUGUUUUAUAUAUUCAGUUCAUGUUUUUAUUGUUUUGGAGAAAUUACAUCCUGUGAAAAAGUCUCGGCAUGUUCGUGUGAGUCGGAAGAUGGGACCGUGGACCUCUCACCAUUGGCACACAAAGGAACGCCGAGGUUUCUCGAUGUCCAGAGCGAGACUGGGGACAAGGUGUCAUGGAAUCCAUGUCUGCCGUUCACAGAGGGGAACUGUACAGAUGUCGCUGUGUGUCAGUUCCGGCACAUAUUCCAGAAAGAAUACUACAACCUCGGGAAUCAGGACAGCGCCGCUUUCAGUGUCGUGGACGGGAGCCUCCGCCUCACCUACUCCGCGUUCACUCGCGGCUCUUCCCGACAGGACAGCGCGUCUUCCGGUCGACCAGCAUCAAACUCAUCUGUGACAACUCCCAGAACCCUGGCAUCCUCACGUCGACGGGGGAGGUCCCAGUCGGCAGCGGGCACUUUGAGAUGACGUUGAGAAGUGUCGCCGCAUGUGCGGUAAAGCCGGUUCUUGAAGCCAGUGACGACGCAAGCACCACCAUCAAAAUUGUCAGCAUCCAGACUGUCACCCCCCA